This is a messenger RNA of Nerophis lumbriciformis (worm pipefish), 897 nucleotides long. NCBI's taxonomy places the organism in Eukaryota, Metazoa, Chordata, Actinopteri, Syngnathiformes, Syngnathidae. The record is from RefSeq and is a predicted model, not a curated record.
AUGCAAGCUAUAAGGUCUCUGUUUUUCCCCAAAUGGUCAUCUGAUGUGCGUUUGGAUGGGAAGACGGCUGUCAUAACCGGUGCCAACACAGGAAUAGGCAAAGAGACGGCAAAGGAUCUGGCUGCUAGAGGUGCAAGAGUGAUUCUGGCUUGCAGGGACAUGGCAAAGGGAGAGCAAGCGGCCCGAGACAUCAUGAGGGAGGUGUCAUGUGCCAAAGUUGUCGCCAGGCAUUUGGACCUGGCCGACACCAAAUCCAUUUGCCAGUUUGCCGAGAAUAUCUACAACACGGAGAAAGGUCUGCACUACUUGAUUAACAACGCCGGUGUGGCUAUUUGUCCUUACUCUACCACUGUGGACGGAUUUGAGACGCAGUUUGGAGUCAAUCACUUGGGUCAUUUUUUCCUCACUUUCCUACUACUGGACUUGCUCAAGCACUCAGCCCCUUCCCGAGUCAUCACCCUUUCCUCGACCGCUCACACCAUGGGCAGGAUCAAUUUUGAAGACCUGGGUGGUGAGAAAAACUACCACCCUGUGCGGGCUUAUGCUCAGAGCAAGUUGGCGAACGUUCUAUUUACCAGAGAGCUGGCCAAGAGGACCGAGGAUUUGGGAGUAAUGGCUUUCUCUGUGGACCCUGGUGCCGUCAACACUGAGAUAACCAGACAUAUGAGGUGGCCCAUGGCAGACGUCAUCAAAACGUUUUCCACUCUGAUUAAGACUUCAGCAGAGGGCGCCUACACCACCAUCUACUGCGUGGUCACUCCUGAGAACGAGAUGCAUAAUGGGGGGCACUACAAGGACUGUGCUUAUUCCAAGAGCUGCUGGGCGGGCCGAGAUGAUGGCACUGCUUUAAAGCUGUGGGCUGCCAGCUGCCACCUGCUGGGAAUCCGUUGGAGAUGA